ACAAUUGGUUCUUUGACUGUACUGUGUAGGCAAUUUUAUGGCGGGAAUUUAGUGUGCGUUGUGUGGUGAAAAUACUUCCGCUGUCAAAAGGAGGGAGCGUUGGAUGAAUUGCGUCUUAUCAAGAAGACUGUGUACAUAAUCGGUUUCGAUACUGAGGGUCCGAAGAGGAAACGUCAAUUUACUUGCCCAGAAAGCAGUUGAUUAUUGACGAUGGGGCGCAAAACAUCAAAAGGAAAGGAAAAAAGGCUGCAGCAGAGAGAGGAAGCUCUUCAGAUAGCUGCUGCCAAAGCUGUAGUUGAUAAAGCAAAUGCUCAAGAAGAUCCUCUAGCACCAUUUCCUGCCUUCAGAAAUUUCAACAAAAAUGGAGUUGAGGCAACACUUUCUUGUGUUAAAAGUGAAAACAUUGACAACGAUACGUGGAAUUGGAUUUUUAAUUUACUGGAGUGCAAUAUGAAACCGCUGUACAACUCUUGCAGCUGGGGUUGGAAUGAGAAAGUAAAGAAAGAAGAACUGACUGAUGAACGAGCAUUAUAUCUUGUAGCAAGGGAUAAGGAGGGCAAAGCAUUAGCAUUCUCGCAUUUUCGAUUCGAUUUAGAUUAUGGGGUAGAAGUUUUGUAUUGCUAUGAAUUGCAGCUGGAAGCCGCGGUUCGGAGAAAAGGUCUGGGGAAAUUUAUGAUGCAGGUGUUGGAACUGAUGGGAUUUUCAGCCAAAAUGAAAAAAGUUGUGCUGACAGUCCUGAAGCAUAAUCCAGACGCAAUGAAUUUCUUCACCGCCCUGAGGUAUUCACUGGAUGAAACCUCUCCAGAAGACAACCUUUAUGAAGAGUUUCCAUAUGUAAUUCUCAGCAAACCAAAUAAGAAGCUACUGUCAUCUGUGUAAUGGAUUGCUGAAAAUGACUGAAAAUAUUGACUAUUAUGUUUAUCACAAAUAUAUUGACACAUUUUAUCCAAGUAAUAUUUUAUCAUUUUAUAAUCACGUCAAACUGCCUUGAGUUCAAGAAGACUGCCGUUGCAGCAAGUGCCAAACUUUCAAGUUGUGUUGUCUGCAACAAUCCUGGAGAUCAAUCCAUGCCAUGGAUCAGUGUCUGCAAAAUUAACUUUUGGAGAAAGAUCGUGGAAGCUUCUGUAUUGGGAACUCAAUUUCCAUUGCCGACUGAGUUUAGAAUAGUUUCCACACUGUGUUAACAAAAUCAGUUUGCAUCUGUUUGCUCGCAUUCUGUAGAUCCCUUCAAGGAAAAAGAUCUUCAGGGAUAUGCAACAAGUCAAAGUAUACAUUAACAAAAACAGAGAGAUCAUAUACAAGGAAUGUUCAGAAAGUAAGUGUACUGCGAGCAUAUCUGACUGUGGGUGUUAUUUUUUAAGAGUUUGCAAUAAUGCGUGUUAGAAGGGAUGCCUGACCAGAGCAAACAUCGCAGGAACACGGUAGUAUUUAAACUCGUGUCAUGUCCAGUUGCGUGAAAAAUUUCAGUAACAGAUCCUCACCAUGUGCUGUGAUCAGCUCCCUACUCGUGGAAGGAAAACACCUACUGAAUUUUCUCCCAAAUCUAAAUGGUUUACAGUGAAAGUGUUUUGAACAUGACAAGGGUGUUUAAUUGUUGUAGGGAAUUUAGUGGAGGCUGAACAGUCAUGAUGAACAGAGGAGUUGGUACAAAAGUAAAGGACGCUGUUCGUGAAGACUACUAAUUGUCACUGGAUGAAAUUUCUGCCAUGUUUCCACAACUCUCCAGAUCUCUCUUACAUGGAAACUCGGAGAAAUACUGGAAACUGUGGUCAAGGAGGGUCCCAAAACAGUGACUAGAGCAGCACGAGAUAAAUUGGGCAAUCAACCUGCUUUGUUACAAACUGAAACUUGUGGGGCUCAUUGCACGCCACGGACAGAAAGUCAGUUAUCACAACAGUGCCACACUAAAUCCACAUCUGCAAAAAAAUUGAAAAUCAUAAUUUUGGACAAAUAACAAUGCCUCAGUGUUUUGGGACCAGAAAGGCAUCAUUUUGGUUAAAUUUUUGCCGCAUGGGGACUGUCUGUGCACAAUGAUACCAAGAUGCUAAAAAGCUCAAAAAGAACAUUCAAAACAAAAGGACAUGCCACUGAGAGGAGCAUGCUUGCUGCAUAACAAUGCCUGCCCUCAUGCAGCCUUAGCCACAAGGCGCUCUUGGACUCAAUUGGUUGGGAUGUUUUGAAUCGUCCCCAAAUUUCUGUGACUUGGCUUUUCAGAAUAUCAUCUUUUCACCUCCUUGAAGGCACACAAGUGUAAUUAAGUUUUCAAAUGACAAAGAGGUUCUGAAGUGGUGGGAACAGCUCGUGGGAGACUUCAAAGAGGGUAUAAAGAAUCUUGUGCUGUGGCUCACUACAUGUACUGAACAGGACGGCAGUUUUAUGUGGAAAAACAAUUAACAAGUGUAUCAACAGUACCCUGUAACUUUUUUUCCAAAUACACUUUUUCUGAAAAAAUAUUAAAAUCUAGUACACUUACUUUCCAAACAUGCCUCAUACUGACACUAUGUACUGUACUUACAGUAAGAUAUUGCCAUUCUACUAUAUGCUAUGCAAAUUUAUACCAGCUAAAUUUAAUAAAGUUAGAAAGCAGGCCUCUACUUUGAGAAAAGCUGUUGCCUUUUCAGAUAUUUUGAAUAACUACUAGGUAGCUUCUAGUAGUAGCUCAGUUAUUUACUUCAUUAGAAUGAUACUUUUCAAAGAAACUACUUCUAUAAAUGCUCAGUCUAUUUACAGUGCAUUACUCCUUGUCAUGCAGCUUAACAACUAUCACUGACACUUUCCAUUUAGCUAACGGAACUUAUCAAACUUGAAUAAGGAUAUCAAGAUAAUUUGUUGAAAAAGUGGCUAAUGAGGUAGGUUUAUAAUUUUCUUUUAAGCUGGUAGGGAUUCUCGGUUACUUUUCUUCAUAAAAUUUAAAUGGGGAUUGUAGUCAGAUAAACAAUAUUACAUAGUAAAGUGUCAGCAGGAGAAAUAGCACACAAAAGUUAGGGAAAUGUGCAAGCUUUAGGAGCUAGUGGCUCCUACUGACAGAAGGAUUGAAGGGAAUAGGUGACUGGUGAGGUUUAGAAAAUUGAGAGAAUUAUUGUAAAGUCUCCAAGAACCCUGAGUGAAGAGAUACCAUAAGUUUUGCCUUCUCAUCCUGUCUGGUAAGUCUCCCUUGAUGCAGGGUUCUGAGUGACUUUUUUUUGUAAAUCUCCCCAUUUCCUUACCUUGCCAGUCAUGUUCCUUUAUCCCAUUCCUUUCCCUUCUAUCCUUACGCGAAAAUGAGCCACUGGCUCUGAAAUUUUGUGUGUUUCCUCCUGCCAAUCCAUGGUGAGUAAACUUGAUCUAUCCAAUCUCUACCACCAUAUAAAGACUAGUCGUUUCCUAAUGUUAUUACCAAAAUAGUAAAAAUAUAGAGCAGUUCUUGAUAGAUUUAAUUAAAAAUUUUUCAUGAUACUCCAAUAAAUGCCCAGAGGGUCAUAGACCAAACUUUUUUUUGCGAAAGUUCAUGAUUGAUAGACUUCAAAAUUUUAGAUAGGCAUAGGAUACAUAUUUUUUUAUAUACAUGGUACAUGAAUAAAUAUAUAAAAUGUACACCACUAUAGAAAGGCAAGUCACUGUUUAAAAUCAUUGCGAAAAAUCUCUAAAGGUUCUUACUCAGUUUAAUUAAAACUUUUAUAUGGUUCUCUAAUAAACAUUUGGGUAGACAUAGGCUAUAUAUUUUUAAUAUACACGGUAUAUAAAUGUACAUAUGUAUCCUUAUAAUACAUCAAGGGAAUCCUUGUUAGAAAAGUUCUUGGCUGUUGUACUUCUAAUUUUGUCACAAUACUUUGAUAAAUAUUCAGACAGAGUCUGUAUAUUUUUUUAAACAACAAUGUACAGGCUUUCUGUUAAAAUAAACUGAGAAUGAAAAUUUUGUGAUGUGCUA
Molecule: messenger RNA, 3907 nt
Organism: Schistocerca gregaria
Lineage: Eukaryota; Metazoa; Arthropoda; Insecta; Orthoptera; Acrididae
Product: N-alpha-acetyltransferase 40-like
Exons: 3
Coding region: 211-879 (222 amino acids)
Cellular component (GO): nucleus
Molecular function (GO): histone H2A acetyltransferase activity; protein N-terminal-serine acetyltransferase activity; histone H4 acetyltransferase activity
Source: RefSeq, a predicted model, not a curated record